AUGUCCAGACCAGCGUCUUAUGCGUCCCCCACUGACCCCUCGAGUUCCCAUCAGAACUGGAACCCGAAUCCUCCCACUUAUGCAGCCUUUUCUCCGACGUCUCCCUCCGGCCAUGCUGCCAGAUCCAAGCAGCGCUCUACAAUAAUAGUGCACAAGAAGUCCCCUCUGUUGGUCGCCACACCUCCUCAAAUCACUCGAACAUUGGCACAUUCCCAUCCGUUUCUACUGCCUCUCAACAAACUGGCAGGGCUGCUGUCAUGGAGUACGCCAGAUCCAUGGGAAUCGUACCUGCUGGUGGUGGCAUUUUGGGCGGCCACAAUCUACGGCAGUGAAAUUAUUCUGUUUGCGAGCCCGAUCAUUGUGGUUAUUGGCUUGAUCCUGGGAAUGUAUUCGAGAAGGUUUUCACCUCUGUCAUCAACCAGCAAGACCGGAGACAAACGCCCCAAGAAAGGCGACAAAACAGAAUCUUCGGAAUCGACCUCUCAUCAUAAAACCCUGGAUGAGAUUGUCGACACCCUGCAAGAGUUGACUGCUCGUUGCAACAUCCUGUUGGAACCCUUUCUCAACCUGACCGAUUUUCUUUCUACGCAGACGACUGCUACCGCCGCCACGACUCGUCCUGCUCUGACAACUCUCUUCAUCCGUGUCCUUUUAGUAACCCCAUUUUGGAUCAUGUUGACGCUGCCACCGUUCUAUAUUCUGACCACUCGACGGGUCAUUCUCACUUUUGGCACUAUAAUUUUGACUUGGCAUUCCAAACCGGCUCGUGUGUCGCGGGUUAUUCUUUGGCGUUCUGUCUUUAUGCGAAAGGCUGCCGCAUUUGUCACGGGCUUAGAAUUUGAUAUCUCUCCUCAUCCCAAAUCUGAUUCAAUGCCUCGACCAGGCAUGGGAUCCCGGACGAAAUCACAAACAGGCCUCGCCUCGGAGAUGGCCACGAAACGGAGACCCGAUUCCUCAGGUAUCCGUUUCACAUUUAUCUUGUACGAGAACCAACGCCGAUGGAUCGGCCUCGGUUGGACGACCUCUUUGUUUGCCUAUGAACGUGGUCCCUGGACAGACGAACACCUCAACCCUGCCCCAUCCAAAGACGAAUUCGAAUUGCCAGAAGUGGAAGGGGGCCAUGCUCGAUGGAGGUGGGUGGACGGUUCAGAAUGGAGGAUAGAACACGGUGAUGCUAAACAGUACCAGAGGGCCGCUAGUCAGGGCAAGACAGGAGCAGCCGGAAGCACAGGAAAAGAUGUGAGUGAAGAUGGUGGAGGCUGGAUCUACUACGACAAUCGAUGGGAUGAUGGAAGGAGGGAAGAUGGAUGGGGAAGAUAUACCAGAAGAAGAAAAUGGUAUCGAGACGCUGAGUUGGUGGAAGCUACGCCGAGCGUCGAAGCCACUCCCAGUGGAACUCCGGCGCAAUCUUUGUCGGACAACGAAGAAGAUAAGGUGAAGAAGGCUAAGGAAUUUGGCAAAGAAUUAGCCGGGUCCGAAGACACGGUGAACCCUAACACUGUUCAUCCAAUAGAGACGGCCAACACUGGAAAUCAAAAGACCAACGACGAUUCCAGCAUUGUUGUCAAAUCUGCAACGACGAAGAAAGGCGGAUGGUUUUCUUCGAAGCGAGAUCGCAGUGACAGCAAAAGUAGCAGUGGGAAAAACACGGCACAGUCGAGCAUGAGGAGUGAUCGAAGCCGAGAUGGGCCCGAAGACGAUGUGCUGGAUCAAUGGCGAGACAAUCCUACUGGACACAGGACGUUUAGUGUUCAGGAGGACGUUGCUAUGAGUCUUGGGUAG
Molecule: messenger RNA, 1782 nt
Organism: Rhinocladiella mackenziei CBS 650.93
Lineage: Eukaryota; Fungi; Ascomycota; Eurotiomycetes; Chaetothyriales; Herpotrichiellaceae
Exons: 1
Coding region: 1-1782 (593 amino acids)
Biological process (GO): peroxisome organization
Cellular component (GO): peroxisomal membrane
Source: RefSeq, a predicted model, not a curated record